AUGCGAAACCAGAAGCGAUUGCAUUUUGCUCGUUCCCCGACUCCUUCGAGAAAAAGUUUCAUCGUCUUAUGCCAACCACAUUUUCUAGGUCUAGAUUUUAAGUUUGAGUUUACGGCCUUGUCCCGGUAAUCCAUUCUUAUCAGCACUGUUCUUAAUAGGUUUUCUCCUUUUCAAAGCAGAAAAAGAGACAGCGCUAUUGGGAUUUUCGGAAAUUUUUGGACAGACGAUGGAUUACGGGAAGGUCUAUAAUCACAGACGACGGGGGAUUACAACAAGAAGAUACUACAACUACGUGA
Messenger RNA from Amoebophrya sp. A25, 296 nucleotides. The record is from the annotation of a GenBank genome assembly. Lineage: Eukaryota; Dinophyceae; Syndiniales; Amoebophryaceae.